GCUUCAGUCCCUAUAAAACUAAAACGCAUAUCUAGUUUUUCUCUUCACUUCCUUGGCGCACCUCUAGGCUCUAACUUUUUCUCUUACACUUCAAUUUUCCUAUCUUCAAAGCACUCUCACGCACAUGAUGAACUCGCACAAACAACUCUUCCCCCUCUUCUCACUUUUCUUAGUUCUCUACCUCUUAGGACAAAGGGUAGUGCUGCAAGCUGAAGCAAGUCCUCAACAUGGUCCAACAAAAUUGUUCGUUUUCGGAGACUCGUAUGCUGACACAGGAAACAUUCAGAGAACUGUCUCAAAUUCAUGGAAGGACCCUUAUGGCAUCACCUUUCCCGGCAAGCCCGCCGGUCGUUUCUCCGACGGAAGAGUCCUAACCGAUUACAUCGCUAAGUAUUUGAAAGUGAAAUCACCAAUCCCCUACAGAUUGAGGAAACUGAUGCCACAACAUCUGAAAUAUGGGAUGAACUUUGCGUUUGGGGGCACUGGUGUCUUUAACACUUUCGUUCCACUCCCAAACAUGACAACACAGAUUGAUUUCUUGGAGCAACUCAUCAAAGACAAAGUGUACACUACCUUAGAUCUCACCAACUCGGUGGCCCUUGUCUCUGUCGCUGGAAAUGACUACGGUCGUUACAUGCUAACAAAUGGCUCCCAGGGUUUACCAUCUUUCGUGGCCUCAGUUGUUAAUCAAACAAGAAGCAAUCUUAUUCGCAUCAAAGGGUUGGGGGUGAAGAAAAUAGUGGUGGGUGCUCUACAACCCCUUGGAUGCCUUCCCCAGGAGACAGCCACAAGCUCGUUCCAACGUUGCAACGCCACCUCCAACGCCCUCGUGCUUCUCCACAACAGCCUCCUGAACCAAGCAGUGACCAAGUUGAACCAAUUAGAGACCACCAAGGACCGUUAUUCCACCUUCGUAAUCCUCAACCUUUUCGACAGCUUCAUGUCGGUGUUGAACCACCCUUCCACCCACAACAUUCGGAACAAGUUGACGCCGUGCUGCGUUGGCGUAAGCAGUGGGUACUCGUGUGGGAGCGUGGACAAGAACAAUGUGAAGAAAUAUAGGGUUUGUGAUGACCCCAAAUCUGCUUUCUUUUGGGAUCUUGUGCACCCUACGCAGGCUGGAUGGCAUGCAGUGUAUAACAAGUUGCGAACCAUGAACGCUCUUCAACACAUUCUUUACUAGUUAGUUCAUUAGUUGUGAUCACUUGCUCUUUUUGUUUUGUGUUCAAAUAAUGCAUGUCUUUUUGGUAAUUAGAUUGUUCCUCAAAUAGUGUUUUGUUUAUUCGGACUGUGGGUGGUGCAAUGUGCAAAUAGAAUGUUCUCUUGUUGUCCAUGCUACAACGUAUUCGCUCCAAAUAAGUUUCAUUUAAAAUUA
Molecule: messenger RNA, 1375 nt
Organism: Glycine soja
Lineage: Eukaryota; Viridiplantae; Streptophyta; Magnoliopsida; Fabales; Fabaceae
Product: GDSL esterase/lipase At5g03610-like
Exons: 4
Coding region: 125-1183 (352 amino acids)
Molecular function (GO): hydrolase activity, acting on ester bonds
Source: RefSeq, a predicted model, not a curated record